AGAGCGUUAGCAGUUUUUGCCGCUCCGGAGCAAUGACCGGGGCAGCUUUGCCUCCUCUUUUGGCCCUCACCGCGUUUUUACUGACCCGGUGCAGCACUCAAGUUCUGCAGCAGCAGCAGCAGCAGCAGCAAUUGGCAGCGCCGCAGCAACGAGGUUUGUUUCCAGCAGUGCUAAACUUGGCUUCUAAUGCACUCAUCACAACAAAUGCUACCUGUGGUCAAAGAGGUCCUGAAAUGUACUGCAAGUUGGUGGAACAUGUACCUGGACAACCUGUGAAAAACCCCCAGUGUCGGAUUUGUGACCUGCACAGUAGGAUUCCAAACUUGCGGCACCCAAUCACAAAUGCAAUUGAUGGCAAGAAUACCUGGUGGCAAAGUCCUAGCAUUCAAAAUGGGAUGGAAUAUCAUUAUGUGACCAUCACACUGGAUCUGCGACAGGUGUUCCAGAUUGCCUAUGUCAUUAUAAAAUCAGCUAAUUCACCAAGACCUGGAAACUGGAUUUUGGAGCGUUCAUUGGAUGGUGUCAACUAUCAGCCCUGGCAAUACCAUGCUAUCACAGACACAGAAUGUCUUACUCGUUACAACAUUCCUCCUCGUACUGGACCUCCAUCAUAUGCAAAAGAUGAUGAAGUUAUAUGCACCUCAUAUUAUUCCAAGAUCCAGCCACUGGAGAAUGGUGAGAUUCACACGUCUUUGAUCAAUGGACGGCCAAGUGCAGAUGACCCUUCUCCAGCACUGUUAGAAUUUACCUCUGCUCACUAUAUUCGUAUGAGAUUUCAGAGGAUAAGGACGCUGAAUGCUGAUUUAAUGAUGCUUGCAUACAGAGAUCCCAAAGAAAUCGACCCAAUAGUUACAAGGAGGUAUUAUUAUUCUAUUAAAGAUAUCUCCGUUGGUGGAAUGUGCAUCUGUUAUGGCCAUGCAAGGGCAUGCCCACUGAAUCCAGCUACUAAUAGAUCAUCAUGUGCAUGUGAACACAACACAUGUGGAGAAAGCUGUGAUCGGUGCUGCCCUGGAUUUAAUCAGAAGCCUUGGCGAGCUGGGACCUUCCUUGUGAAGCAUGAGUGUGAAGCAUGCAAUUGCCAUGGGAAGGCUGAAGAAUGCUACUAUGAUCAGACUGUGGCAGACAAAAAACAGAGUCUGAAUAUCCAUGGGGAAUACAUUGGAGGUGGAGUGUGCAUUAACUGCACACAAAACACUGCAGGCAUCAAUUGUGAAACCUGCAUUGAUGGGUACUUCAGGCCCAAAGGGGUUCUGCCUCAUGACCGUAACCCAUGCCAACAGUGUCAUUGUGAUUUCAUUGGCUGUUUAAAUGGCACUUGUGUGAAGGAUGAGAAAGAGGCUACAGGAGACCUGCUUCCGGGAUUCUGCCAUUGUAAACCUGGCUAUGCAGGACAGAGGUGUGACAGAUGCUCAUUAGGUUACAAGGGCUUCCCUCACUGUGCGCCCUGCAACUGUUCUCUGAAAGGCAGUUUAAAUGAUGACCCUUGCCUAGGACCCUGCAUCUGCAAGGAUCAUGUUGAAGGAGAGAACUGCGAUCGUUGUAAACCAGGCUUCUUUAACCUGCAGCAAGACAACCCCAGGGGCUGUGAAGAAUGUUUCUGCUCGGGAGUAAUGAAGGACUGUGUAGGCUCUCACUGGACCUACAACACUAUUGGAAGCAUGACCGGCUGGUACCUGACAGAUGUACCUGGUCUCGCUCGAGUUACUCCUCAGCAGGACAGCUUUGAUGGACCCCAGCAGCUUAGCAUCAACAACGUGGCUGCGAGAAGUGCAUUGCCGCCGAUUUAUUAUUGGAGUGCACCCAGUCCUUACUUGGGUGACAAAAUAACAGCUGCUGGAGGCCUUCUGAAAUUUACCAUCUCAUAUGAUCUAACUGGGGAAGAAGAUGCUGCUGAAGCGAUGCUUCAGUCUGAUGUCAUCAUAGAGGGAAGUGGAUUGAGAAUCAGUACAUCACAAGAGGGAAUUCAUCUGAACCCAUUUGAAGAACACACUGAAGAAGUCUUGCUAAAGCAUGAUUUAUUUAUGCUGCAUGGUACUGACUUGCCAGUCAGCAAAAGGGAAUUCAUGACGGUGCUGGCAAAUAUAAAGAGACUCCUUAUAAGAGCCACGUUGAGUGGUGUCAGCCUGGAAGCUGCUGAUCGCUUUUCAACUGGGCAAAAAUAUGCAUCUGCGGUAGAAGUUUGCCAGUGUCCUCCAGGUUAUUCUGGUACUUCUUGUGAAUCUUGUUGGCCAAGGCAUAGGAGAGUUAACGGAACUAUUGUUGGUGGAAUCUGUAGACCAUGCACAUGCUUUGGACAUGCGGAAUCCUGCGAUGAUAUCACGGGACAAUGCCUGGACUGCCAGCACAACACAGGUGGCCCAUAUUGUGAUAGAUGUCUUCCUGGUUUCUAUGGAGAUGCUACUACAGGGAAACCUGAUGAUUGUCAACUUUGUGCUUGUCCACUGAGUAUACCUUCAAACAAUUUUAGCCCAACGUGCCAUUUGGAAAGAAGUCGUGGAUUAAUAUGUGAUGAAUGCCCCGUUGGGUAUUCUGGUUCACGCUGUGAAAGGUGUGCAGAAGGCUAUUUUGGACAACCUUUAAUACCAGGGUCAUCGUGCCAGCCCUGCCAAUGCAAUGACAACCUCGACUUCUCCAUUCCUGGCAGCUGUGACAGCUUGUCUGGAGCUUGUCUGAUAUGUAAGCCAGGUACAACAGGCCAAUACUGUGAGAAGUGCACGGAUGGGUAUUUCGGAGAUGCUCUCGAUGCAAAGAACUGUCAACCUUGCCGCUGUAAUAUCAAUGGCUCAUUCUCAGAAAUCUGCAAUAUGCAGACUGGACAGUGUGAUUGCAAGCCCAACAUUGUAGGGCGUCGAUGUGAUGCGUGUAAGCCUGGAACCUUUGGCGUACAGUCAUCCAGAGGCUGUGUUCCAUGCAACUGUAAUUCAUUUGGAUCUAAAUCCUUUGACUGUGAUGAAACUGGACAGUGCCAUUGCCAACCAGGUGUUGCCGGAAAGAAGUGUGAUCGCUGUGCUCAUGGAUUUUAUGGCUUUGAUGAAGGAGGAUGCACCCCUUGUGAGUGUGCCCAUCUUGGGAAUAAUUGUGAUCCACACACCGGUCGUUGCAUCUGCCCUCCCAAUACUGUCGGAGAGAGGUGUGAUAAAUGUGCAUCAAACUCCUGGGGUCAUGACAUUGUCAGUGGGUGCAAGGCCUGUGAUUGCAGUGUGGCUGGAUCCCUCAGUUUACAGUGUAACCCUGAUACUGGCUGCUGUUUCUGCCGCCCAGAGUUCUCUGGGGAUAAAUGCACUGAAUGCAGGUUGGGAUAUCGAAACUACCCACAAUGCAUUGCCUGUGAAUGCCUGACAGCAGGGACUGAGCAGCAUACUUGCGAUUCAGAAAUGGAAAAAUGCUCAUGUGCUGAUCACACAGGACAAUGCACUUGUAAGGUUAACGUGGAGGGUGUCUACUGUGACAGGUGCAAAUCGGGCAAGUUUGGACUCUAUGCCAGGAAUCCACUCGGCUGCAGCAGCUGCUACUGCUUUGGUGUGACAUCCCAGUGCAGCGAGGCACAGGGGCUGGUCCGCAUGUGGUUGACCCUGAAGCCGGAUCAGGUAAUUCUUCCUCUGGUCGAUGAAAAUGCCCAGCACCAAACUAUACAAGGGAUUGAAUACCAACAUCCAGAGACUGUUGCAGAUGUUGAACUGGUGAUGAAGGAGCUACGCUCAGAACCAUUUUAUUGGAGACUUCCAAAACAGUUUGAAGGACGGAAGCUGACUGCCUAUGGGGGUAGGCUGAAAUAUGCUAUCUACUUUGAAGCACGAGAAGAAACUGGCUUUGCAACCUAUAACCCCCAGGUCAUAAUCAGAGGUGGGCUUCCCACACACACACGAAUAAUCGUCAGGCAUGUAGCUGCUCCUUUGAUUGGUCAGUUGACAAGGCAUGAUAUUGAAAUAACAGAGCAUGAAUGGAAAUAUUAUGGAGAUGACCCCAGGGUCACUAGAACUGUGACCCGUGAGGACUUCAUGGAUGUCCUGUACAAUGUUCAUUAUAUAAUUAUUAAGGCUAGUCAUGGGAGCUUCAUGAGGAAAAGCAGAAUAUCUGAGAUCUCUAUGGAGUUUGCAGAGGAAGGAAACAUAUCAGGAAGGACUCCUCGUGCUCAAUUAAUUGAGAAAUGCGACUGCCCUUUGGGUUAUACUGGUUUGUCAUGUGAGGCAUGCUCCCCAGGUUUUUACAGACUCGCUUCCACUUCAGCUGGCAGAAGACCAGGUCCUGCUUUGGGAGCCUGUGUGCCAUGUCAGUGUCAUGGGCAUAGUGACAUGUGUGAUCCUGAAACCUCCGUAUGUCAGAACUGCCUUCGUAACACCAGCGGUGACCACUGUGAAAGGUGUGCUGUUGGGUUCUACGGGGCUGUUAGAGGCACUCCUGAUGACUGCCGGCCUUGUGCAUGUCCUUUAUCUAUUUCCAGCAACAAUUUUAGUCCCUCAUGUGUCUUAGAAGGAGUCAAUGAUUACCGAUGUACUGCUUGUCCAGUCGGAUAUGAAGGACAGUACUGUGAAAGGUGUUCCUCUGGUUAUACGGGGAAUCCAAGAAUUCCAGGUGGAUCUUGUCAAGAAUGUGAGUGUAAUCCAUAUGGUUCAUUGCCUGUUCCCUGUGAUCCUGUCACUGGACAGUGCAUGUGCAGACCUGGAUCUACUGGAUGGAAGUGUGCUGGCUGUGAACCCUGGCAUGCUCGUGAAGGCAUAGCAUGCGUGUCUUGUGAUGAUGAGUGUACUGGGGUCCUUCUCCGUGACUUGGAUCAGCUACACCAGAUGGUUUUGAGUGUCAAUCUCAGUGGCCCGCUUCAACCCCCAUAUAAAAUGCUAUAUUCUUUUGAGAAUACAACCCAGGAAUUAAAGCAUUUAUUGUCACCACAACGAGCACCAGAGAGACUCCUCCAGUUGGCACAGAAGAACUUGGAUACCCUUGUGACAGAAAUGGAUGAGCUUUUGACUAGGGCGACCAAGGUGACAGCGGAUGGAGAGCAAACCGGACAGGAUGCCGAGAGGACUAAUGAGAGAGCAAAGAGGCUUGGACAGUUCAUCAAGGGCACCCUUCAGGCUGCAGAAGCUGCAAAUGAAACUGCUUUAAAAGUGAAUGAGACACUUGGAACCCCUGACAAGCCCUUGGAGAAAAGUCUUCAGGAAUUACAGCGGGAUGUUGACAAAAUGAUGGCAGAGCUCAGAAGAAGAAAACUGCAAGUGCAAGAGGAAGCUGCCCAAGAUGAAUUAGAAGAAGCAGAAGCCCUCUUGAAGAGAGUGAGUAAAUUGUUUGGAGAGCCUAGGAAGAAAACAGAAGAACUCAAGAAUGAAGUCAGAGACAAGCUGGCAGACUACCAAGACAAAGCUGAAGAUGCUCUGGACCUGCUGAGGGAAGCAACCAAUAAAAUUAGAGAAGCAGACAGAUUGUCUGCAAUCAACCAAAGAAAUAUGACAGCAGUAGAUAAAAAGAAGCAAGCUGUAGAAGAUGGAAGACAGGAGGCUGAAAAUACUAUAAAAGAAGCAAAUGAUAUCCUUAAUGAGGCUAAUGACCUUGUAAAUGGAAUCAAUUUAGCUGUAGAGUAUGUUGAUGAUGUUCGGGACAAAAUAGGUCCAUUGUCUGAUGAGCUAAAGGACAAAAUAGAUGAUCUGUCUCAAGAUAUCAAAGACAGGAGACUUCCAGAAAAAGUGCUGGAGGCAGAGAAUCAUGCAGCACAACUGAAUGAUUCAUCUGCAAUACUGGAUGGGAUCCUCGAUGAAGCGAAAAACCUCUCAUUCAAUGCCACAGUAGCUUUCAAGGCAUACAGCAACAUCAAGGACUAUAUUGAUGAAGCUGAUAGAAUUGCGAAAGGAGCUAAAGCCCGUGCCAAUGAAGCUAUACGACUGGCAACUGGUCCAGAAGGAUCAUUAAAGGAUGGUGCCAAAAGUGCUCUGCAAAAAAGCUUCAGGGUUCUUAAUGAUGCCAACAGGCAAGCGAAUGAAAUUAAAGAAAAUGCGGAUAAUCUAAAAGGUAUGCAGAAUAGGUUGAAAGAUGCUGAGGAAAAGAACUCUGAUCUCCUGAGAGCUUUGAAUGACACAUUGGGGAAACUGUCAGCAAUUCCUAAUGAUACGGCAGCCAAGGUGCAAGCAGUCAAAGACAAAGCCAAGCAAGCUAAUGACACUGCAAAUGAUGUAUUGGACAGGAUCAGAGAUCUCAACAAGAAUCUCCUUGGUGUAAAAGACAACUACAAAAAACUUGCCGAUGAUGUGACCAAAACAAAUGCUGCCGUGAAAGAUCCCUCCAAAAACAAAAUCAUUGCUGAUGCUGAUUACACUGUUAAAAAUCUGGAAAAGGAAGCAGAUCGGCUGAUGGAUAAACUCAAACCAAUCAAACAACUUCAGGAUAACUUGGGGAAAAACAUCUCUCAAAUCAAAGAACUGAUAAAUCAAGCGAGGAAACAAGCCAAUUCUAUUAAAGUUUCUGUGUCUUCUGGAGGCAACUGCAUUCGCACAUACAGGCCAGAGAUUAAAAAAGGAAGCUACAACACUGUCAUUCUCAACGUGAAGACAACAGUCGCGGACAACCUACUUUUUUAUCUUGGAAGUAACAGAUUUACUGACUUUUUGGCCAUAGAAAUGCGUAAAGGCAAAGUGGAUUUCUUAUGGGAUGUGGGAUCUGGAGUUGGGCGCAUUGAAUACCCAGAUUUGACAAUAGAUGAUGGAUUUUGGUACCGAAUUGAAGCAUCAAGGACUGGGCGAAAUGGAACAAUUUCAGUACGGGCACUGGAAGGUCCUAAAGCCAGCAUUGUACCCAGCACCUUCAGUGCAAUUUCGCCACCUGGUUACACCAUUCUGGAUGUGGAUGCAAAUGCUAUGUUGUUUGUUGGAGGUCUGACUGGAAAAAUAAAGAAAUCUGAUGCUGUGAGAGUCACUACUUUCACUGGAUGUAUGGGUGAGACUUAUUUAGACACCAAACCAAUAGGACUGUGGAAUUUCAGGGACAUUGAGGGAGAAUGUAAAGGAUGUGCUGUCAGUCCACAGGUGGCUGACAGUGAGGGAACUGUUCAAUUUGAUGGAGAGGGGUAUGCUAUGGUGAGCCGCCCAAUAAGAUGGAACCCAAAUAUCUCCAUGGUCAUGUUCAAGUUCAAGACGUUCUCUUCCACUGCUCUUCUGAUGUACCUUGCUACACAAGAUUUGAAAGAUUUCAUGAGCAUAGAGCUCAGUGAUGGGCGUAUUAAAGUCAGUUACGAUCUAGGUUCAGGAACAGCUUCAGUUAUCGGCAACCAGAACCACAAUGAUGGGAAAUGGAAAUCAUUCACCUUGUCAAGAAUUCUAAAACAAGCAAACAUAUCCAUUGUAGACAUAGACUCAAAUCAGGAAGAGAUCAUUUCAACAACUUCUACAGGGAAACACUUUGGCCUCAACUUGAAAUCCAAUGAGCCAAUAUAUUUUGGUGGAUUGCCAACACUGAGAAAUCUAAGUAUGAAAUCAAGGCCUGAAGUAAAUUUAAAGAAAUACGCGGGCUGCCUCAAAGAUAUUGAGAUUUCCCGAACACCAUACAAUCUUCUAAGCAGUCCUGAUUAUGUCGGCAUUACCAAAGGGUGUACACUGGAGAAUGUCUACACAGUGAGCUUCCCUAAACCGGGCUUUGUGGAGCUGCCACCUAUUUCGUUUGAUGUGGGAACAGAAAUCAACUUGUCUUUCAGCACUAGGAACGAAUCUGGCAUCAUACUCUUUGGUACAAAUGGGGCCCCUGUAACCCCAAGAAGGAAACGCAGGCAGACUGGGCAGAUCUAUUAUGCAGUGUUUCUAAACAGAGGUCGAUUAGAAGUGCACAUUUCUACAGGGACAAAGGACCCUCGUAGGUUAACCAUCAAGCCUGAAUCUGGCGAGUUUCAUGAUGGCCGAGAACAUUCCAUCCGGAUAGAAAGACUUGGAGGACUGUUUGCUAUACAAGUAGAUGAAGACAGAAGCCAGUUUCAGAGACUCCAAACAGACCAACCUAUUUCCGUUAAGAAGCUUUUUGUGGGAGGGACACCACCUGAGUUUCACACAGCCCCUAUCAGGAACAUUCCUCCUUUUGAAGGCUGUAUAUGGAAUCUUGUCAUCAAUGCCGUGCCAAUGGACUUCGCCCAGCCAGUGUCAUUUGAAAAUGCAGAUAUUGGCCAGUGUCCUGAUCUGGGACCACUGCCAGAAAAAGAGGAAGAUAAAAUUUCCCGCACAACAGACUUGGUCCAUCCAGAACCAGAUGCUAAGGAGAAGAAAGAAAUUGCAACUCCUCCUCCUCUACCACCCUUACCACCCUCACAUGAUUUGCUUGCUGCUGAAGUGAAGAGCGCCGGUAUUUCAGCUGCCUUUGAUGCCCUGACGGAAUUUUGUGCUGCUGAUACGGAGCCAAUUGCCUUAGAGGAUGGCAAGCAGUUUGGUCUCUCAAGGAACAGCCACAUUGCCAUUGCAUUUGAUGACACCAAAGUAAAGAAUCGACUCACAAUUGAAUUUGAGAUCAGAACGAAGGCUGAAUCUGGCUUGGUUUUUUACAUGGCCCGGAUCAACCAUGCUGAUUUUGCAACUGUUCAGAUACAGAAUGGUUUUCCAUACUUCAAAUAUGACUUGGGAAGUGGAAACACAAGCACAAUGAUUCCCAACAAAAUAAAUGAUGGCUUAUGGCACAAGAUAAAUGUAAUUCGAUCCAAACAAGAAGGUGUCUUUGUAGUAGAUGAUGCCAGAAACAGCACAACUAGCCCAAAGAAAGCAGAUAUUUUGGAUGUUGUGGGAAUGCUGUAUGUUGGAGGGUUGCCCAUUAAUUAUACAACAAAAAGAAUUGGUCCAGUUGUCUAUAGCAUUGAUGGCUGUGUCCGAAAUUUUCACAUGACAGAGUCCCCUGUUAACCUGAAUAACCCUACCUCUAGUUAUAAUGUUGGGAAAUGCUUUGCCAAUGCACAGGAAGGAACAUAUUUUGAUGGAACAGGGUUUGCCAAAACAGUUGGAGCAUACAAAGUGGGGACAGAUCUGCGAGUGGAAUUUGAGUUCCGUACAGCUCGAACAAAUGGUGUUCUGUUGGGAAUCAGCAGCCAAAAAAUGGAUGGACUUGGUAUUGAGCUGAUAGAUGAAAAAGUGAUGUUUCAUGUGGAUAAUGGUGCAGGUCGAUUCUCUGCCAUCUAUGAACCUGCUGUUGCAGGUAGCUUGUGUGAUGGAAACUGGCACAAAAUUAUUGCAAGCAAGCUAAAGCACCGUUUAGUACUGUCAGUGGAUGAAUACCAAGUAGAAGGUAUCAGUCCAAAUGCAGCCUCUACUUCAGCAGAAACUAAUGAUCCUGUCUUUGUUGGAGGAUAUCCUGAUGGUCUGAAUCAGUUUGGCCUGACCACCAACAUCCGUUUCAGAGGAUGCAUUCGAUCCUUGACCCUCAGGAAAGGGACUGCUAAGGCUCUAGAAAUUAACUUCAGCAAAGCCUUGGAGAUCAAGGGAGUUCAACCUCUAUCAUGCCCUGCAAAUUAACAGCACAUCAUCCAUCUCAGAUAUGGAUCUAACCAGUUAAAAAGGAGGAAAUAAAACACCCUCACCUGAUGUUUAAAGAAGUCUAUAUUUACCAUAUCUUCAUAAUAAAAGUUCCUUGUGCAAAAUUUUGAUUUCAGCCUGUGACAUAUUCAGAAUUGUGCUGUUUUAAGUGUGGGUUUAUAAACUUUUCCCCAUUGGAGUGAAUAACAUUUUUCUCAUUCUUAGUCUUUUCCAUCAGCUUGAAGUGAUUUAGCAUAUUUUUGAUGAAUGGAAUCAUACAGGCCUAAAUCUAUGCUUGUCAAAGUGUAAAACAGUCUUCUUCCAAGGCAGUUAUUCAGUUAGUAUGUUUGUCGAUCAAGACCAGCAGCUGUGUGUACAGCGGAUCCCACGUGCUGGUUGACAGUGAUGGAUCAUACUGGGGUACCAUGGCACUGUUAAUUUAAUUAAUUACAUUUAACUGGUUUUCCCUUCCAAAGCUCCUUACCCACCCACCCCCGGAAGACAUGCUCUGUCUGCUGGCCCACUGGUGCCAGUUGACCGAAGCACUGUGCCAGGCUGUGGGGCUCCUGCAGCAGCUGGCACUGACCUUGCCAGGCAAGGAGCAGGAAGGCCAGCUCUGCCCAUGCAUGCGGCCACAGCAGCCCCAAGGUGGCCAUGCCCAAUGCCAGCACCCUGCUGGCUGACACGGCUUGCUGACGCUACAGGAAGGAUGGCACUGGCUGUGACUGCUGGAGCUGGGUGAAGGCGGACCUGGGAAGGCACCACCGCUGGCCCCACCUCUGCCAGCCAGAGGAGGAGAGGGAGAGAAAGAGGAGAGGGCUCUCUCGGCCCUGCACAUUCCUUGCACCUGCAGUAGCUGGAGAGGCAUAGCACGGCUCCCGGCUCCUUCCUUCCUGGCUCCGCUGUGCUGUGGUCCAUGAGGGGUGCUGCAGAUUUGAUAGGGGGUAUCAACCCCCAGCGUCCCCUCCCCCUGCUGGCUAAGUGCCUGCUCCAUUAGUGAAUGAAGUUUCUUCUAAAAACAAACAAAAAAUUGUGGGGUCCUUUAGAAAAACAGUGUUGUCUAACUUCUAAAUCUUCGUGAUUUUCAAGUGCUCUGCCAGAGUUUCAUAUGCUCUGCUUGGUUUAAUAUAUGGAUUCCAUAAUGUGAAAAAGUCAACAUUUUCUUUGCAUGUGUGCUGGGAGGAGGGGGAGAAGGAAAGAAGAUGGUAAUGUUUACUGCCUAACCAGUUUGUACAAUGUUAUUACAAGAACAUAUUGGACUGAAAUCCUAAUAUAUCAUUUGA
Messenger RNA from Gekko japonicus, 10747 nucleotides. RefSeq names its product laminin subunit alpha 2 (gene LAMA2). The transcript has 66 exons. NCBI's taxonomy places the organism in Eukaryota, Metazoa, Chordata, Lepidosauria, Squamata, Gekkonidae. The record is from RefSeq and is a predicted model, not a curated record. Gene Ontology annotation, biological process: regulation of embryonic development; cell adhesion; regulation of cell adhesion. Gene Ontology annotation, molecular function: extracellular matrix structural constituent; signaling receptor binding. Gene Ontology annotation, cellular component: basement membrane. The coding region runs from base 33 to 9464 and encodes 3143 amino acids.